AAAAAAAAAAAGAUGAACGGCUCAGAUACACUCACACACCCAUCUCUCUAUAUAUCUCCAUCUCCAUUCCAUUUCUCUCUACUUCUUCCCUUCCAUUUCUCUCCAAUCUAUACAAUUCACAGCCAUCUGAUCUUCAAUGAGGAGAACAACUAGCAUGAAGGGGAUCACAGUUGAUGUGAUGAACAAUAGAGGAUUGUAUGAUCAUGAUCAUCAACACGUAUCAUCAAAAUACCACAAUAGAAGUUCAAGUGAUCAAAUUUUUCAUCAACAUAUAGAAGAAAGGAUUCAUUUCUUGUCAACUUGUGGCCUUUGUAACCGCCGAUUGCCACUUUAUCGUGAUAUCUACAUGUAUAGGGGUGAUACUGCAUUUUGUAGUAUGGAGUGUAGGGAAGAACAAAUUAAAAAAGAUGAAAGAAAGGAGAAAUCAAAGCUUAUUCUUCAGAAGAAGACUGAAAAUCAUCACAACUAUUCAGAAUUGCCCUCUGAAAAUUCUGGCAAGAGUAAAAGUAUUGCAGCAGCUUGAAGGAUAAUUUUGGACCCAAAAAAUAAAAAGGGAAGAGGAAAAAUAAUAAUGUGUAUUUAAGUAGAAAUUAGACUUUAACUUAUAUUACUAGUGUAAAUAAAUUUUACGCUAUUAGUGUAAUUUAACUUAUUAUGAAAUAUUUAUCGUGUUAUUUUUCAGUACA
Messenger RNA from Capsicum annuum, 686 nucleotides. RefSeq names its product protein INCREASED RESISTANCE TO MYZUS PERSICAE 1. The coding region runs from base 137 to 523 and encodes 128 amino acids. The transcript has 2 exons. The record is from RefSeq and is a predicted model, not a curated record. NCBI's taxonomy places the organism in Eukaryota, Viridiplantae, Streptophyta, Magnoliopsida, Solanales, Solanaceae.